Molecule: messenger RNA, 2483 nt
Organism: Engraulis encrasicolus (European anchovy)
Lineage: Eukaryota; Metazoa; Chordata; Actinopteri; Clupeiformes; Engraulidae
Product: carboxylesterase 5A-like
Exons: 13
Coding region: 200-1867 (555 amino acids)
Source: RefSeq, a predicted model, not a curated record
GCCGUCCAUGGUGGUGUGGUGUGUUUACAACACUGAACUGGAGACAGAGAGAGAGAGAGAGAGAGAGAGAGAGAGAGAGAGAGAGAGAGAGAGAGAGAGAGAGAGAGAGAGAGAGAGAGAGAGAGAGAGAGAGAAAGGGAGAGAGGAUAAGAAGGGAGAGAACUAUCGAGUGUCGUCCAUGGUGAGGUGUUGACUGGUCAUGAUGAGCGGGACAUUAGCAUUACUCUGUGCUCUUCUGACUCUUGGUGUUGUUCAGACUUCACAAGCACAAUCAGAUCCUGCUCCUGUGGUGUCUGUGAGGAAUGGGACUCUCCGUGGAGCCUCCAUGAGUGUCAAGGGCUCUGAUAGGCCGGUGCAGCAGUAUCUGGGGAUCCCCUUCGCCCAACCCCCCCUGGGCCCCCUUCGCUUUGCCCCCCCUGAACCUGCAGAGUCCUGGGAGGGGGAGAGGGACGCCACACAGCAGCCUAAAAUGUGCAUCCAAGACCCUGAAAUUGUGGAAUCAACGUCUAAGAUCAUGGCUAUUGAAUUCACUCCUCCUGCUGUGUCUGAGGACUGCUUAUACCUCAAUGUGUACACUCCUGCAAAGCCGUCGUCGGACGAAAAACUGCCAGUAAUGGUGUGGAUCCAUGGAGGGGGUCUGUACAUGGGUGGCGCGUCCCAAUACGACGGUGCUGUGCUGGCAGCGUACGAGAACAUCGUGGUGGUUGCCAUACAAUACCGUCUUGGCUUCCUGGGGUAUUUAAGCACUGGAGAUGAGCACGCCCAGGGGAACUGGGGGUUCCUGGACCAGCUAGCUGCUCUGCAGUGGGUGCAGGAGAACAUCCAGAGCUUCGGGGGAGACCCCAACUCUGUCACCAUCGCAGGAGAGUCGGCUGGAGCCAUCAGUGCUUCUGUAUUGAUCCUGUCUCCUCUAUCCAAGGGUCUUUUUCAUCGAGCCAUUCUUCAGAGCGGAGCAGCAACUCUUGGGGCGUACACUACUAAAACUCCUCUGGUCUUCGCCAAGAUGGUGGCAAAGGUAAUGGAGUGUGACUCGAGCUCUACUGAGGAGCUGAUCAAAUGCAUGAGGCUAAAGAAGUCUGAGGACUUCAUCACUGGUAUGAAGAAGCAAAAAAUCUUCCUGGGUGCUGCGGUGGACGGGACCUUUUUGACGGACGUGGCUGAGGAGGUGUUGAAAUCCAAAGACUUCAUGAAGGUCCCCGUCAUAGUUGGAGUCACAAACCAUGAGUUUGGAUGGAUACUUCCAAAUGCCUUCUGCCCUCCUGGCUGGGAGAAAGGAAUGACUCGAUCAACCGUCAUGACAAUGGUCAACACAUUCUUCCCUGCAGGAAACGCCACAGGUGCCAACGAGCUGAUUGUCGAUGAGUAUCUGAAAGACGCUCACACUCCUGAGGCCAUAAGGGACGAGUUCACAGAGGCCCUUGGUGACCUGUUCAUGGUCAUGCCCAUCCUCAAAGUAGCUGCAUAUCACAGAGAUGCUGGUGUCCCUGUGUACAUGUAUGAGUUCCAGCACCGACCAGAGAUCUUCAAGGACAGCAGGCCUAGCUUCGUGAAGGCCGACCACGCAGAUGAUGUGGGCUUCGUCUUCGGCUCCUGCUUCUGGGAUGGACACAUCAAAAUCAAUGGUUCAACAACAGAGGAAGAGAACCAGCUAUGCAGGACCACAAUGGCGUACUGGGGAAACUUUGUUCGCACAGGCUCUCCCAAUGGUGCAGGUCUGGUGCACUGGCCUCAGUAUGAGGGGAGCAGGAAGUACCUGCAGCUGGACCUGCAGCAGAGUGAGGGCCAGGAGCUGAAGAAGGACAGGGUGCUCUUCUUCACACAGGAGCUGCCCAGGAGACUGGCCGCCAUGCGAGGUGCCACCCCCUAGUAUACCCUACAGGAGACUGGCCGCCAUGCGAGGUGCCACCCCCUAGUAUACCCUACAGGAGACUGGCCGCCAUGCGAGGUGCCACCCCCUAGUAUACCCUGAAGAAGGAUGGCCGCUACACCGGCGACCUGGGUUCAAUUCUGACCCGGGUCAUUUCACGAUCCUCCCCUGUCUCUCUCUCCCAGCUCAUUUCCUGCCUCUCUCAUUUUGGUGCCCUGUCUGAAAAAUAUUUUUUUAAAAGCCCAAGGUUCCACCCGCUAGUAUACCCUGAAGAAAGACAGGGUUCUCUUCUACACCCAUGAGCUGCACAGGAGGCUGGCCGCCAUGCGAACAACAGUGAUUACAGCACAAAGGCAAAGUGCAGUAGCUACACACUUUGUCAAAAUAAAGUUUAGACUGAACAUGGUCUUAGUAACACCUGUUUUUUCUCUCUCACACACGACACUCCCAUAAGGCUCGUAGUUAGUUGGUUUUCAUACGGUAUGAUAAUUUUAUAAUCACUUACCAGAAAUGCCUGGUGUAGCCUAAUAAAUACUGUGUAGCACAAGGAAUUGUGUGUGAAAAUGUGUCUAAUUCUUUUGUAACUCUAACCAAUUAAAUGGUAUUUAAUGUUCCA